GCAUUGGCACGGUGCCCGUGGGCCGGGUGGAGACAGGCAUCCUGCGGCCGGGCAUGGUGGUGACCUUUGCACCGGUGAACAUCACCACUGAGGUGAAGUCGGUGGAGAUGCACCAUGAGGCUCUGAGCGAAGCUCUGCCCGGCGACAACGUUGGCUUCAACGUGAAGAACGUGUCGGUGAAGGACAUCCGGCGGGGCAACGUGUGUGGGGACAGCAAGUCUGACCCGCCGCAGGAGGCCGCUCAGUUCACCUCCCAGGUCAUCAUCCUGAACCACCCGGGGCAGAUCAGCGCCGGCUACUCCCCGGUCAUCGACUGCCACACGGCCCACAUCGCCUGCAAGUUCGCGGAGCUGAAGGAGAAGAUUGACCGGCGCUCUGGCAAGAAGCUGGAGGACAACCCCAAGUCCCUGAAGUCUGGAGACGCCGCCAUUGUGGAGAUGGUGCCGGGAAAGCCCAUGUGUGUGGAGAGCUUCUCCCAGUACCCGCCUCUCGGCCGUUUCGCCGUGCGCGACAUGAGGCAGACGGUGGCCGUGGGCGUCAUCAAGAACGUGGAGAAGAAGAGCGGCGGCGCCGGCAAGGUCACCAAGUCGGCGCAGAAGGCGCAGAAGGCGGGCAAGUGAAGCGCGGGCGCCCGCGGCGCGACCCUCCCCGGCGGCGCCGCGCCCCGAACCCCGGCCCGGCCCCCGCCCCGCCCCCGCCCCCGCGCGC
Molecule: messenger RNA, 708 nt
Organism: Piliocolobus tephrosceles (Ugandan red Colobus)
Lineage: Eukaryota; Metazoa; Chordata; Mammalia; Primates; Cercopithecidae
Product: elongation factor 1-alpha 2
Exons: 3
Molecular function (GO): GTP binding
Source: RefSeq, a predicted model, not a curated record